Molecule: messenger RNA, 1440 nt
Organism: Botrytis byssoidea
Lineage: Eukaryota; Fungi; Ascomycota; Leotiomycetes; Helotiales; Sclerotiniaceae
Exons: 1
Coding region: 1-1440 (479 amino acids)
Biological process (GO): transmembrane transport
Molecular function (GO): transmembrane transporter activity
Source: RefSeq, a predicted model, not a curated record
AUGGCAUCAAUAGCCUCGAUGGCAUCCUCAUCAUCAAAACGUCCAUGGGCAUUGGAAGCCCGUUCUAAUACCUUCUUCAUUCUCUCCACGGUAGCCGUUGGCAUGUUUACCGAUUUGUUUUUAUAUGGACUCAUCGUGCCCAUCUUACCCUUCAUCCUUUCUGAUCGAAUAGGAGUUGAACAAUCGGAAAUUCAAUAUUACACUUCUGUCCUCCUUGCCUGUUAUGCAGGAGCAUCCGUAUUAUUUUCAUUUCCGGCUGGUUAUAUCGCCGAUCGUUUAUCUUCUCGUCAACUUCCAUUCCUAGUAGGCUUAGUAGCUCUAUUAGCGAGUACGGUGCUCCUAAUGCUAGGAACGAGUAUAGAGGUCUUGAUAAUCGCGAGAAUCUUCCAGGGUAUCUCAGGAGCAACAGUUUGGACAAUCGGAUUGGCGCUCGUGAUGGAUACGGUUGGAAGUGAGAAAUUGGGAGUUACAAUUGGAACCAUUUUCAGUUUCAUUAGUACGGGGGAACUAGUGGCGCCGGUGUUGGGAGGAGUGGUCUACGACAAGGUGGGAAGUAAUGCAGUUUUUGGUAUGGGAAUUGCGCUCCUAGGGGUGGAUUUUGGGAUGAGAGUGGCAGUUAUUGAGAAGAAGGUUGCGAGGAAGUGGGGUGUUGGGGAGGGACUGGACGGAAAUGAACAGGGAGGGACGAGUGAGAGUGGAAAUGGAAAUGGAGAAGAGGCGCCAUUGCUUGGCAACGGAAAAGAUUCAGAUCUUGCCUCUUGGAAAAUCCGAAAUGAACUCCCAAACUUCGUCAAAAAGUUCCCAGUCCUUUAUCUUCUCUCUUCUCCCCGGCUCCUUACAGCAGAACUAGUAGCUUUCAUGCAAGCUACCAUUCUUGCAGUUUUCGACGCCACUAUUCCCACACAAUCACAAUCGCUCUUUGGAUUCACAGCUUUACAAACUGGACUACUUUUUACCCCCAUUGUUCUCACCUCUCUCAUCUUCGGUCCGUUAGCUGGAAUUGGAGUUGACAGAUACGGGCCUAAAAUCAUUGGAACAAUUGGAUAUACAUUUUUUAUCCUACCUCUGAUCCUCCUUCGUCUUCCAGUUUCAAAUACCACGCAUGAUUUAGUCCUUUACUGUGCCCUCUUAUCACUAUGUGGAUUUGGGAUGGCGUUGAUUGGAGCACCGAGUAUUGUGGAAGCAUCUUACGUUGCGGAGAAAUAUCACAAUGCCAAUCCAGAGUUGUUUGGGGAGGAAGGACCAUACGCACAAUUGUAUGCGCUGAAUAGUAUGGUUUUCAGUGCGGGAUUUACUGUUGGACCCGUGAUGGCGGGGAGUCUGAGAGAGGGAAUUGGGUACGGGAACAUGAAUGCAGUGGUGGCCGGCAUGUGUGCUGUGGUUGCUGUAUUAUGUUUUGGAUAUCUGGGAGGUGUACCUAGAUGUAGGGGCAGAAAAUAG